Messenger RNA from Alligator sinensis (Chinese alligator), 765 nucleotides. RefSeq names its product H2.0 like homeobox (gene HLX). Gene Ontology annotation, molecular function: DNA-binding transcription factor activity, RNA polymerase II-specific; sequence-specific DNA binding. Gene Ontology annotation, biological process: regulation of DNA-templated transcription. The transcript is spliced from 5 exons. The annotation marks the transcript as partial. The record is from RefSeq and is a predicted model, not a curated record. NCBI's taxonomy places the organism in Eukaryota, Metazoa, Chordata, Crocodylia, Alligatoridae.
AUGUUACUGUUACUGCUGGUGACGUCGCUGAUGCUGAUGUUAUGGAUGGUUAUCACUGUUGAUGAUGACAUUGAUAUUAUCAUUGCAGAGGAUGUUAUCGAUAUUAUUAUUGUUGAUGCUGUUACUGAUACGAUUGUUGCAGUUACUAUUAUCGUGAUUACGAUGGUUGUCAUUGCUGUCAUUAUCGGCAUUAUUAGCACCACCAGCAUUGAUCGCAUUUUGUCCGCUGAGUUUGACCCCAAAGUCAAGGAAGGCAACACGCUGAGAGAUCUGACCUCCUUAUUAACUACAAGCCGCCAAACUGGGGUUCAUCUCCCCACCUUGCAGCCUUCAGCCAGCCAGUUCUUCGCGUCUCUAGAUCCCAUUAACGAGGCCGCUACUAUCCUGGGUCCCUUAAACACAAACCCAAGGAGUUCAGUUCAGCACCAGUUUCAAGACACUUUUCCAGGUCCCUAUGCAGUUUUAACCAAAGACACGUUGCCUCAGACCUACAAAAGGAAGCGUUCCUGGUCCAGAGCUGUUUUUUCCAACCUGCAGAGGAAAGGCUUAGAGAAAAGGUUUGAAAUCCAGAAAUAUGUCACCAAGCCGGACAGAAAACAACUGGCAGCGAUGCUGGGACUAACGGACGCCCAAGUGAAGGUGUGGUUCCAGAACCGGCGCAUGAAGUGGCGGCACUCCAAGGAGGCGCAGGCCCAGAAGGACAAGGACAAGGAGCCGGCCGAGAAGCCGGGCGCGCUGCCCGCCGCCGCCGCCGCCGCCGCCGGG